ACGAGCGUGCGUCACGGUCAGACGUGGCGCAGCCGCAAGCACUCGGCCAGAGCCGAGUGCGAGCGUUAAACCGAUUAUAACAACAGUUGAUACUAGCGCGAUACGGACUGACAGCAAUUCGAAAGUCGUGACACACUUCUCUCUCCCAUUGUCCGAGAGAACUGUCUCGCGUAUACCCACAUUUUUCCCUUCGUCGGCAACUGCAGCAUCUUUAAUAGUAAUCAGGCCUGGUGGUGGUGUGACAGGAAUUUCAACGGUGUCGACGGUCCAUCCUCCUAAUCUGCUGCUACCACCAUGCCUGCGUGCAAAUCUUGUGACCGUUCUUUUGUCGACAAGAAUGCUCUCCGUAUGCACAGCGAGUCGAAGCACAAGUCUAAGCGCAAGUUUGAAUGCACUUACUGCAACCGCGCGUUCAAGACUUUGGGUGGAAGAGACACGCAUGAGGAGGCUAAGCAUUCUCGCCGAUUCGAAUGCGGAUACUGCGAUAAAGAAUUUACGUCCGAUGGAGCCCGUAUCCAGCAUCAGAAUGCGAAGCAUGGACCCCGCCCCCGCACCGUUAAUGCACCUUCGUAUCUAUCGAAACUACGCUCCCAAGCUGCGAUUUCUCCUGUAAAGCAGCCUAGUGUAAGCAUAUUCGGUGCUUUAUCCACGCAGAAACCCACCCCAGAACAUUCUGAUGAUAAGGAUGUCUUGACGACGCAGUCACCAAAGGUGGAGGUCGCUGCACCUAACACGGUGGCGAAUUUCGCAUGUGGAACCUGUGGAAAACCUGUCGCAACGAUCGUAGCUCUGGAGGCCCACGAGUCGGAGCAUAGAGUCGAUUCAUGUCCUUGCACAAUCUGCGAGAGAGCUGAUGGGCCUUGCAAUUGCAAUAUUUGCAAGCGCACCAACACCUUGACAGUAUCGGUGAAUGAGAAAGUUCCUGAUCGUGUUGUGACUGGCGAGCCCGAAGAAGCUACGUUGCCUACGGAUCCACUUGGGGCUAUCGAACCUAAGGUAGUCGAGGACUCUUUGGUUGGGUCCUGCGAUUUGGUCAUGACCCUGGAAUCCCAAGGAGCUACCGAUCUAUCAGUUGAUUGUAGCAUCCCAGCGCAGGGCAUGUACUUGCAGGAUCAACAAUCCUUGAUAGAAUUGGAACGCGAAGUGUGCACAGAGCACUUGACUCCCGCCCAGACACCCUUACCCUCACUUCACGAGCAUCACAGUCUUGAUGAUCCAACGUGUCCUUCUGAUGUUGCCAUGAACUUAACGGAGGAUCCUAACGUUAUCAACCCCCAAUCGAGUUUUGCAUCCAUGGAAUGCGACACCAUUCCUUGUCAUCCGAAUGUGCCAGACAUUCUGCACUCGAUGCUCACGCCAUCGUACAAGAGUCAGCAGUCUAUGAACGCAUGGGUUCAAGCCAACCUGACUUUUCCCUUGAGUUGACUUAUCCGGAAACCCAAGAUCACAACAUGUCCCCUCCCGAGAUAUCCAACGACCACCCGACAGUUCUCGACAUAGACAUGAGCCACGAGCAGGUCGAGAACCCUCUAGAGCGUGACCCCCUCGUUGCUGGAUUGGAACCUGAUUUCACGUCUCCGUCACACUCGACAGGAUCCCCUGCAAAUAGCAUACUUGUACCCGUGCAGAUGCGCUCUCCCCAUGUUCGCAUCUCUGAACGGCAGCCUCUCGCUGAGUCAGGCGAGCCUUUCGUUCGCAACCUUGUUCCUUCUCCGACUCCAUCCGAGCAUGGUAGCUGGGGGUCGCGUAGAAUUACUCAGGAUGAUCACUUGCAUUCCGAAGGCCGUCCUCUACACUCUCCAAUGACUUCUGAAGGUUCCACUGGUUACUUCUCCGACGCCGAUCGCUCCUCGACUCCAUCAAGC
This is a messenger RNA of Suillus plorans, 1865 nucleotides long. RefSeq lists its product as uncharacterized. The record is from RefSeq and is a predicted model, not a curated record. Gene Ontology annotation, molecular function: DNA-binding transcription factor activity, RNA polymerase II-specific; RNA polymerase II cis-regulatory region sequence-specific DNA binding. Bases 295 to 1425 code for a protein of 376 amino acids. Gene Ontology annotation, biological process: regulation of DNA-templated transcription. Lineage: Eukaryota; Fungi; Basidiomycota; Agaricomycetes; Boletales; Suillaceae. The transcript is spliced from 4 exons.